GGGGUAUUUGGUGGGCAGUAAUAAUCAGGAGCGGCAUCAGAACUGAAGUUUUUCACUUUUCCCCUUCAGCUGGAAAUGUUGAGUGUUGAGUUUUGAUAAAUGAGAAGCUAGCCUCCUACUAGGACACAUUGGCUCCAAGGAGGGUGCCGGCGUUCUCUUAGGUCCUGAUUGUUACAAUAUCAAUAUGGGUUUUAAAUCUGUUCUGUUUUCUAUCAUUUGGAACGAUAUAUGCCGACGGCUUUCGAGCCUGUUAUGUAAAACUGACAAGAAGUGUUACCAGAGAAGUGUUAGUGAAAUAGUUUCUGAGCAGGGAAUGGCUGGGGUUGUGACUGACGACUCUGGAGCUGGAAAGUCUGUCGAUGGAAUUUCAAGUGGGCAGGGCUGUCAAUCUGGCGAAGCAUUGGCGGAAUGGAGGUCUUCUGAGCAGGUUGAAAAUGGAACUCCAUCUACUUCACCCCCGUACUGGGAUACUGAUGACGAUGAUGAUGGUGGUCCAAAACCUUCUGAAUUAUAUGGAAAAUACACAUGGAAGAUCGAAAAAUUUUCUCAGAUUACCAAAAGGGAGCUUCGUAGUAAUGCAUUUGAGGUUGGCGGCUACAAAUGGUACAUCUUAAUUUAUCCACAAGGUUGUGACGUCUGCAAUCAUCUGUCAUUGUUUUUAUGUGUAGCUAAUCAUGACAAACUUCUUCCAGGGUGGAGUCAUUUUGCACAAUUUACAAUAGCUGUGGUGAAUAAAGAUCCAAAAAAAUCAAAAUAUUCUGAUACACUGCAUCGAUUCUGGAAAAAGGAGCAUGACUGGGGUUGGAAAAAGUUCAUGGAGCUUUCAAAAGUGUAUGAUGGAUUUGUGGACACUUCUGACAAUCUGAUCAUUAAAGCUCAAGUUCAAGUCAUCAGGGAGAAAGCAGACAGGCCUUUUCGUUGCCUUGAUUGUCAGUAUAGGAGAGAACUUGUUAGGGUAUAUUUGACAAAUGUAGAACAAAUUUGCCGUCGUUUUGUGGAAGAGAGAAGAAGCAAGCUUGGGAAGUUGAUAGAGGAUAAAGCUAGGUGGUCAAGCUUCUGUGCUUUCUGGCUUGGAAUUGAGCAAAACUCCAGGCGCCGCAUGUCUAGGGAGAAGACAGAUGUUAUUUUGAAAGUAGUUGUAAAACAUUUCUUUAUAGAAAAAGAGGUGACUUCUACCUUGGUGAUGGAUUCUUUGUAUAGUGGAUUGAAAGCUCUUGAAGGCCAGACGAAGAGCAAGAAAGGCAGGAUAAAGUUCCUGGAUGCUGAAGAAAUGCCGGCACCGAUAGUUUGUGUUGAGAAAGAUAUGUUUGUACUGGUGGAUGAUGUUUUACUGCUACUUGAGAGGGCUGCUGUAGAGCCAUUGCCUCCAAAAGAUGAGAAGGGUCCUCAAAAUCGUACAAAGGAUGGAAACUCCGGGGAGGACUUCAAUAAAGAUUCUAUUGAGCGUGAUGAAAGACGUCUUACAGAAUUGGGUCGCAGGACUGUGGAAAUAUUUGCCCUUGCUCACAUCUUCAGCAACAAAAUUGAGGUUGCUUACCAGGAAGCUGUUGCUUUGAAAAGACAGGAAGAGCUCAUCCGUGAAGAAGAGGCGGCAUGGCAGGCUGAAAGUGAACAGAAAGCAAGGCGAGGAGUAAAUGAGAAGGAAAAGAAGUCAAAGAAGAAACAGACCAAACAAAAACGGAACAAUCGUAAAGGGAAGGAAAAGGGGAGGGAGGAGAGACCUAUUGUUGCUGUAAGUGAGAAGCACCUAGAAGACAGGCCUCUUGAUGAGAAAAAAGAUUCUAACAUUGAGGAUGUGCAGACUGUUGCUGAAAAGCCUGAUAUCCUGGAAGAUGUUUCUGAUGUAUCUGAUUCCGUGGAUGGAGUUACUGAAGUGCUUCAACAUGAUUCAGAAGACAGAGAUGCUAGUCUUGUCAACUGGGAUACUGACGCAUCAGAAGUUCAUCCUCCAGCUGAGGCUAGCAACAAUGGUAUCACUAGUCUUUCGUCAGCACAAAAUGGUGUGGCUGAGAAAAGGGGCAGUUCGGUGAUGGAUGAUAGUUCUUCAACAUGUUCUACUGAUUCAAUGCCAUCAGUGGUCAUGAGUGCUCCGUACAAGCGAAAUGCUUUCUCAAACCACAAAGUCCAAAGGUCACUUAGCAGAGUUAAAAAUCAACAGGGUAGAGCUACAACUGAUGGUGGAAGUUGGUCAAGUGAGCUGGAUGUUCAGCCAUCUGGUUCUGCUCCAGAAGCUGGGGAUGCUAAUGAAGAGCUGCGAAGUGGCAAGGUUGGUGGAUCUGAGGGUGAGGGUGCUGAGAUUUCCUCACAUGAUAGGAUGAAGUCGCCUGAGCACUAUGUGAAAAAGGAAGAAGAUUUUUCACUGCAGAAGAAAGUUAGCAUCAAAGAACAAGUUGACAUUGAUAAAGAGAAGACAUCAGCAGCACCAUCCUCAUCUAAUAGUCCCCCUAGAAGUCUACCACCGUCAGUUCCGGUAAAAUCAGAACAUCAGACUAGUGCUACCAUCGAUAAUAUGCAUGUCAGAAAAACAACUUCAACUGGCUCCCAACAGUCUGAUAAAGAUACCUUCACCUCUGCAUCACCAACAAUCAUUGCGCCCAAAACUGAGAUGCUGAGGACGGUAACUGUUAAAGGUAGUGAAAGAUCACAAGUCCCUAUAUUAUCAAGGCCAUCCAGUGCUCCUUUAGUUCCUGGUUCCAGACCAACUGCGCCAGUUGUUUCCCCGGUUCAAACAGCUCCUCCGAUUGCACGCUCAGUGAGUGCAGUUGGCAGGUUGGGUCCUGACUCAUCACCAGCUACUCAUAGUUAUGUUCCCCAGUCCUACAGAAAUGCCAUAAUGGGCAAUUCUGUUGCCUCAACUGCAGCCAGUCUCACUUAUUCCAAUUCAUCAACUUCAGGAGUUAACCCAUCACCUGGCUUUUCACAAUCGCCUUCUUUGGCAUCCUCCUCAUCAAUAUUUUUGCCUCAGGGUUCUGACAGAAUUGAUUCUAAUGGUGGCCAGCAGGGUGUUCAUUUUGGCAUGGCCACGAGAGAUGUUUUACAGAGCGGGCCCCAGUGGAUUGAGAGUUCUCAAAGAGAAGGCACCAGGAGCAUGCAUUAUGAUCCGCCUUCCCCGCUUGAUGAUGUUCAAAACCUUGACUUGUACAAGCUGGUGAGCAGUAGAUCUGUAGCCAGCAUUGCCCCCGAGUUUCCAGCUUGCACAUCAGGCCGGCAUGCCCAAGGUUUGUUGGCAGAUGAGUUUCCACACCUUGAUAUCAUCAAUGACUUGCUUGAUGAUGAACACGGUAUUGGGAGUGUGGCCCAGGAGGGCUCAGUCUUCCAGUCUCAUAGUAAUGGACCACAGGUACUAAAUCGGCAAUUCACUUUUCCCACAGACUUGGGUUCACGUGAUGAUUUAGGAUCCUCAAGCAGUUCUUGCAAGUUUGAGCGGUCACGUAGUUAUCAUGAGCACAGGUUUCAGGGAGGCUACAGCCCAUCCAGCACACAUUUUGACACAGUUAGGGAUUAUAUCCCGCAGGGAAGCACAAUGCCCUAUUUAAAUGGGCAAGUGGAUGGGUUGAUUCAAAACCAGUGGCAGUUGGCUGCCUCUGAUCUGCCAUUUCUUGGCAUGAGAAACCCUGAAAAUGAUGGGUACCCGUACUACCCAGAUUAUUCAAACAUGGCAUGUGGUGUCAAUGGUUAUACUGUAUUCCGGCCGUCAAGUGGUCCUUAGAGAGGCAAAAAGAUGAAGGUUGUCCACAAAGUGGUGGGCACUGAAGUGUAAUAAUGUAUUCGAGGAAAUUGCUGGGUCUUCUAGAUUGGAGUGAGGUUGAAAUCCCCUUUGUUAAGCAAACAUUUUGUAAAGAUUGUUUUGAGUUUAUUUGGUUCUAGCGUUUUUCUGAAGUUUUACUUUUCUCA
Molecule: messenger RNA, 3894 nt
Organism: Neltuma alba
Lineage: Eukaryota; Viridiplantae; Streptophyta; Magnoliopsida; Fabales; Fabaceae
Product: TNF receptor-associated factor homolog 1b
Exons: 13
Coding region: 185-3709 (1174 amino acids)
Molecular function (GO): protein binding
Source: RefSeq, a predicted model, not a curated record